CUCGCGCAGUCGCAUCACGCAGAGGCGGAGGCGGGCGGGUCUCGCGGAGGCGGAGCGAGAACUGGAGGACGCAUGGAUAUUGAUGACUCUGUACAGGAUCCUGAAAAGAAGGAAUAUUCUUCUGUCCGUGUUGGCAGAGAAGAUGACAUUAAAAAAUCUGAAAGAAUGACAGCUGUUGUCCAUGAUAGAGAAGUGGUCAUUUUCUACCACAAAGGAGAAUAUCAUGCUAUGGAUAUUCGCUGCUAUCAUUCAGGAGGACCUUUACAUUUGGGAGACAUAGAGGAUUUCGAUGGACGACCAUGUAUAGUUUGCCCCUGGCAUAAAUACAAAAUUACUCUGGCAACAGGAGAAGGACUGUAUCAGUCUAUAAACCCUAAAGAUCCAUCAGCAAAACCCAAGUGGUGCUCCAAAGGAGUAAAGCAAAGGAUUCAUACAGUGACAGUGGACAAUGGGAAUAUUUAUGUGACUCUUUCUAAUGAACCUUUUAAUUGUGACUCUGAUUUCUAUAACACUGGAGACUUCAAAGUAAUUCAGAGCUCUUCAUGA
Molecule: messenger RNA, 546 nt
Organism: Cynocephalus volans (Philippine flying lemur)
Lineage: Eukaryota; Metazoa; Chordata; Mammalia; Dermoptera; Cynocephalidae
Gene: RFESD
Product: Rieske Fe-S domain containing
Exons: 4
Coding region: 73-546 (157 amino acids)
Molecular function (GO): 2 iron, 2 sulfur cluster binding
Source: RefSeq, a predicted model, not a curated record